AUGGUAAAGAAGGCGACUGUUACAACUGUGAAGGAAUUUGUGAAUGAGCAUGUUUCCUCAAAAGAUGGUGACGAUGGGGUUGGCAUUGCCCGACUCAUCCUGGGUCUUGGCCGCUCAUCACACCGUCUCACACAUCUUCUUCGCUCAGUGCCGUGGCAACUGCAUUGUCUUUCUGUGUUUUUUAAAAUUCGGACGGCGGGAUGGGGGAGGGCUCAUGGCUGGUUGAGGCAGGGCCUUGCAGAGGCCCGGAUCGAUGGCCAGCUGAGGUCACAGAGGCUUCAGCAUUGGAGGAGCCCGGAUCUAGGACCCUCGGUGACCAAUGCCCGUUGGCAGCGUGUGGAGGAACGGGCAUACCCUCGGGUAAUCAACAAACAUGCUUUGAGGACCAUUGACCUGGUGAAGCUGCAAGAUGGCAGCAGGGUUCUGGUGUUUGUAACUACUGUUCCACCACUGGGUAUCUUCGUGGCCCAGGCCAGUAUAUUUUCCCUUGGGCAAGGAAUCAAGGCACUGGAGGACAGGGUGAAAGGUCGAGGGGAAUCAGAAGAUCAGAAUGUGACCCGGUGUUGUAUGUCUUGGCGCUGUCGGAUUCAGUUUGGGCCUCGCUGUUUGCCACGUGCGCCCGAGUACAGUGAAAAGUUCGGUUUUGUGAGGGCGGCCGGUAGCCGAGCAAGGUUCGAUGACUCCCGUCACCCUCCUUUCUCUUUGAAGGUAAGCCAGAAGGAGACAAUGGAAAGCAGGCAGCUCCUACACUUGACAGCCAAGGUACGGCUGGCCAACCGGAUGCUGCGGGGCAAGGGCCUGCGGAAGACGAUGCCCGGCCGCACGCUGGGCUGGGUGCGGGCCGACGGGCAACGCCAAGCCUCAGUGAAGAAGAGGGCAGGGCCGGCGGCUCCAGGACGCAAGCUGCAGAGCCGGAGGCAGACGAAGCAUUGCUUGGGCUGGAGGUGGUGGCAGUCCCUGGACGCAGAGAGCAGAGCCAUCUACCUGCUGUAUCUGUUGUGCCUGGCCGUGGGGCUGCAGGUCUACAAUGCCUACGAGAACCUAGACGACCAGCUCUUGGUGUAUGACGUGGAGCAGCUGGAGAAAACCCUACACCAGGAGCUGGUGGGCCAGACGCUGGCUAUCAACCGGCUCUCCGGACUGCUGAGGGAUUACCUCGCCACCUACAUCCACCCCCAGGCGCCCCUGUUCCUUUCCAUCCAUGGCCCGGCCGGUGUUGGCAAGAGUCACGUAGCCAGGCUGAUUGCCAAACAUUUCAGCUUCCAGCUGGGGCCCGGCCUGGUGCUACAGCACUCGGCCAAGUACCAGCAGCUCCUUCCCGGCAGCCUGGGGCUCUCUGGCCUGGCCACCCGGGUCUCGGAGGUCCUCUCCAGGUCUCUGGACGCCCAGCGCGUGCCAGUGCUGCUCUUCGACGAGAUGGAGUUGGCAUCGCCGGGCCUGCUGAGCCUGCUGGGCGGCUUGCUGGGCUCGAACCGCACCGCCGGCGCCAUCUACAUUGUGGUCAGCCGCUUGGGCCAGGAGCGCAUCGUGCAGUCCUUCCGCUCCUGGCCUGGCGGCGCCCACCACCGCUUCCGCAGGCUUGACCGGGAGCUGCAGGCGCUCAUUGGCCGCCUGCACCCGGUCUGGCAGCGUCGGCCUCACGUCAUCCCCCUCGGCCCCCUGGACCGGGCCCAUGUGGUGAGCUGCUUUGAGCAGCUGAUGGACCGCGAGGGCCUGUACCCACAGCGGCACCGCGCCGAAGCCCUAGCCAACAAGCUCAGCUACUACCGGGCCAGCCAGCGACUGUACGCCCAGCAGGGUUGCAAACAGGCCCCGGCUAUGGUCAGGCACCUGGCCCAGGAGGCAGAGCUGGAACGCCUCAGGAAGGGAGUGAGCCCCUGGGGCCAACCACAGAAGGGGCUGGAUGUGCCGGAGGUGCUUCCCAUGCUGAACGGUUCCACAGUGCACUCCUGACCCCACCAGCAACCAGAGGGCAGGCCUCAUUGUGCGUGUCGCUGUUCCUCUCACCUCCUUAGUCUCACCGCAUGGUCAUUGCCAGAUGGUCUCCAAGCUCAGGCGCUAAUGAAUAUCAGCAGCCCAACACUCUCCCACUGUCUGACACACACACACUCACUCACUCAUUCACACACACACACACACACACACACACACAUUUACUCACACACACGCUCUCACACACUUACUAACUCACUCACUCAUAUUUACUAACUUACUCACUCAUGCACACACACACAUACUCACACACACACACACACACACACUUACUCUUGCACACUCUCACACACACACUCACACACACACACUUACUAACUCGCACACUCACUCACGCACACUCACACACACACCCACUUUCACUCACUCACACACAUGCACGUACAUUUACUCACAUGCACACUCACUCACACACACACUCAUUCACACAUUUACCCACUUUUACUCACUCACAUACACUUACUCACUAACAUGCACACUCACACACACUUACUCACCUGCACAUGCGCACAUGCAACACACACAUUUACUCACUUAUGCACACUCACACACACUCACUCACUUACACACACUUACCCACUUUUACUCACUCACACACACUCACGUACACUUACUCACUCACAUGCACACACACACUCACUCACAUGCAACACACACACUUACUUACACGCACAUUCACACACGCACAUGCACACACUUACUCACUCACGCACACUCAUACAGACGGAUGCAUGCCCAUUCAGAUUUACUUGUAGAGUCAAACAGUACAGAAACAGACCAUUCGGCCCAACCAAUCCAUUCUGACCAUAUUCCCAAACGAAACUAGUCUCACCCGACUACUCCUGCCCCAUAUCCCUCCAAACCUUUCCGAUUCAUUCCUAUCCAAAUAGCUCCGAGAUGUUGUAAUAAUUCCCCACAUCCACCAGACAAGCAGCUUUCUACACAGACAAACACAUACUCGCACACACAUGGGCACACACACGCACACAUACACACAUUCAUGUGUGCACAUGUGUUGCUAACACACACACAUGCUCAUAGGCACACAUGUACCCACGCGUGCACAUGCGUGCGUGUACACAACAUGCACAAUCGAGCGCACACACAGACACAUGUAGAUGGACACACGCACUCAAACACAUACAUACUUACUCAGAUGCACUGAAAGAUGUCUGUGAACACAUGUCCACAUGCACAUGCAUGCACGCACAGACACCUCUUCGUACACACAUGGAUAUACUCACAAACACUCACUGUCUCUCAGUGCAAGAGGGGCAUAGGACAGUGUCUGACCCACUGUCCCACCCAGUCCCAGAGGGAGGGGGGAAUAGGACAGUGUCUGACCCACUGUCCCACCCAGUCCCAGAGGGAGGGGGGAAUAGGACAGUGUCUGACCCACUGUCCCACCCAGUCCCAGAGGGAGGGGGGAAUAGGACAGUGUUUGACCCGCUGUCCCACCCAGUCCCAGGGGGAGGGGGAAAAAGGACAGUGUGUGACCCACUGUCCCACCCAGUCCCAGAGGGAGGGGGGGAAUAGGACAGUGUCUGACCCACUGUCCCACCCAGCCCCAGAGAGAGGAGGGAAUAGGACAGUGUCUGACCCACUGUCCCACCCAGUCCCAGAGGGAGGGGGGAGAAAUGUUACUAUGAGAUCCACUAUCCCAUGUCGAGGACUUUACUGUCUUUUGCCUUUUAUGAAUCGUGGUGUUGAGUUUCAAGGAAGUGACACAGCCAGGAUGCACAGUUAGUAACUAACCUUUUCCCAUUGCGACAUGGGAUGUUACAUUAUUCACCGCUUCAGUUCAAUUUCCUUAAGUGUUUCAGUCAUUUUUAAUGUUUCUUCUAUGAGUUAGUGAUACCUGUCAUUCAUGAAGAUAAUUGUGAAACUAACGAUAUGUAAAUUUUCUUCGUGAUUUUCACUGAACAAGAAAUG
Molecule: messenger RNA, 3924 nt
Organism: Stegostoma tigrinum
Lineage: Eukaryota; Metazoa; Chordata; Chondrichthyes; Orectolobiformes; Stegostomatidae
Exons: 5
Coding region: 1-1953 (650 amino acids)
Cellular component (GO): endoplasmic reticulum lumen; nuclear envelope
Molecular function (GO): ATP binding; ATP hydrolysis activity
Source: RefSeq, a predicted model, not a curated record